Amoebophrya sp. A25 is the source of this 1649-nucleotide messenger RNA. The record is from the annotation of a GenBank genome assembly. Lineage: Eukaryota; Dinophyceae; Syndiniales; Amoebophryaceae.
GAUGAGUCUCCUGCAGAUUUUGAUGGCUUUGGUGAUCUUCGUGCUGAUCCUCGGAUUGGGCGCCACGAUCGAGCACGAAGCCAUCAAACAGGUGUAUCAAAAGUAUUCAAAAGCGCUUUUGAUCGGCUUCUACUGCCAGUAUGGUUUGAUGCCGUUGAUUUCAUUUCUCCUGGCCGUGAUGUUCCAAGGUAUCGAGGGGAAGAGCAGCUUUCCGGAUACGCAUGGUUUGGGUCUACUACUUGUUGGAUGCAUGCCAGGUGGUGCGACGAGUAACCUUUUUACCUGCUACUGCGAAGGUGACGUGGCCCUGUCGAUUGCGAUACAGAGCCAACAAUCGCAACAGUGAUGGUGUUCCUGAUGGUGCCAUUGGUUUACUGAUCUACAGCGGCCGCUUCAGGUUCAGCAGUGACACGGUGUCGCUGGACUACAAAGCAAUCUUUUCUUUUUUCCUCUUGGUCCUUCUCCCGGCUGGCAUGGGCAUCGCCAUACGAAAUUGGCACUUGAUCUGCGGAAAGAGAGCUCCCUCUACCACCUCGAACAGUGCCAUCAAGAAUAUUGAGAUGGUGGCUGGUGCAGACGUUGAACAAGGUCAAGUACCAAAUGCAGAGGGGAACCAUGGUGCUGCCCAGGAGGACGGUGAUGCAGAAGCAAACAUGGAUGAUACGAAGAAUGCUGCCCCCACAAAGUCACAGGAACAAGAAGGAAAAGAUGGAGUGAACCUGGAAGCUGCUGUCGAGAUGAACGAGACCAACGAACCAGCUGAAUCGGACGUACAGAAAACAAAGCAAGCUGCCACCAAAGCGCAACGUCCAAAUCGCUUUAUUCCUAGAGAAGCUGGCUGGGAUUUUGGACAUCGUCUUUAUCAGCGUCGCGAUGGUCGUCGCAGCCAUAUCGAAUUCUGACAUUUUUACAGCUUCAGCCGGCUCCUACAUGGUCUCCAGCAUGCUGCUCAUGCCGAUUGGGGUCGUCGCGAGGCAUUUCUUGGCCUACAACGUCAUCUUCGAGUGCGAGUUCACCGGCCACCAUGAAUUGGCCGACGAGCACAGAGGCAAAGAGCAUCCGGAGUUCGGCGUUUGCAGAACGGUCGGCUGAGAAACCGGUGUGCAGAAUAAGUAGUACUUUGGCUUUGGCAAUCAUCGCUUUCACGUGAACUGAAGGGACGACAGUGUACGAUGAGCUGAUUCGGAUUCGGCUACUUUACUACAGCUUCUUCCUCAUGAUCGGAGGUGUGCGGAUUACCUUGUAUUUUCGCAGGACCCCGGUUUUUCCCGACGAAGUCCACAAGAACGUCAAAUCUGGAUUGAACUCGACAAUGAAUAUCGUUGCGAGAAGGCCAAGCAAAGACAUUGUUUGAGAACAACGGUCCUGGUGGCCCGGAAGGGGAAGAUGAAAGCAAACCAGUGGAAAACUGAGCAACCUGACCAUGGGGUCGUGGACAUGAGAUCCACCUGAAGAUAUGAGGAGUUUGUUUGAACUGAAAUCCGAAAAGGUAAAGAAUACAAUCUUUUCCCUCUUGUUGAGAAUUUUUUACUUACGAAGACCACGUGUAGAUAGUUAAACGUUGAGCUUGACAAUUUUUUUAUCGGCACGAACAUAAUCUAUGAAUUUCAGGCCCGUGCAUGACAGCAUUUUUUCUAACCGUCUAACGC